ACACAGCAUAAAGUGAGGUCUCAAAGCGCCAAACUCUUGUAUACAGAAAGCUGCAUUGGAUUUGGGGUUAGGGUUUUCGAUUCGCCAUGGGAAUGUUCACCUUCGUGUUGAGGACCUCCGGGGGAGAGUGGUCCGCCAAACAGCAGAAUGGAGACCUUGAGGCCUCCGCUCCCUCCACAUUCGAGCUCCAGAGGAAGCUCGUCCAGUCCGCUCUCUCUUCCGAGUCCUCCGGCGGUGUCCAGACCUCCUACUCUCCUGUCACUCCCACCUCUGCCGUUUUCCAGGUGAUCUUUGGUGACGGUGGUGGUGGCGGUGGUGCCUUCAUUGGAGGUGGAGCUGCUGCUGCUGCUCCUGGAGUUUGUGCAGCGGCUGCUGCAGAGGCUCCCCCGGCUGAGGAGAAGAAGGAAGAGAAGGAGGAGAGCGACGAUGACAUGGGAUUCUCUCUUUUUGAUUAAUCUAGUUGUAACUCACUUGUUACCGAGUCAUAUAUUAUCUCGUAAUCUUUACCAGUUUCUCUUUUCUUUUCUUUUUUAAGUUGCAUGUAGGGUUGGAUGUUUGUGAAUUGUUUGGAUGAGAAAUUAUGUGAGCUGAAGAAAUUUUUGUUAUGCACUCUUUAAAUGGGUUGUGGUUAUGUUGAAAGUCGUAUCCUCUGUUUGGCUU
Molecule: messenger RNA, 660 nt
Organism: Malus domestica (apple)
Lineage: Eukaryota; Viridiplantae; Streptophyta; Magnoliopsida; Rosales; Rosaceae
Product: large ribosomal subunit protein P3-like
Cellular component (GO): ribosome
Molecular function (GO): structural constituent of ribosome
Source: RefSeq, a predicted model, not a curated record